AUGGCCGAAGAAACAGUCGCAGAUAUCCCCCAAGUGGCCUUCAAGAAGCGCUCCAAGGGCAAAGGCAACUUCCGCAAGAAGCCCGCAACGCCACCACCAGCUUCAGACUCCGACUCCGGCUUCACAUCAUCCGACGACGACGAGGGCCGGCGCAUCAAAAGGCGUCGCAAGAACGCAGCCGUCACAGCCUCAUCAACAGCAAAUGCGAAAAAGCGCACCGAAGAGCCAACAACUGCCGCACCCGCCCCAUUGACCAAAAGCAACGAUGCGACCAAACACUCCGACUGGUACGACGAGAACCUCACCGCAAAGAACCUACUAGGCACAACCCGGGACAAGCCAGCGACGGGCCUCGAACCAGAUGGAACCUACAAGGGCGCAGCCAACUAUCAAUCAUUCAUUCAGAAAAAUCCGGACGCACCGUCGAAAUUCGGCCCUAUAAAAGCGCCCACCAAUGUGCGGACGGUCACAGUGACGGAUUUUGCGCCGGACGUAUGCAAGGACUGGAAACAGACUGGAUACUGUGGUUUUGGCGACUCGUGUAAAUUCCUGCACAGCCGUGAGAGCUACAAACAAGGCUGGGAGCUGGACCGUGAUUGGGAAAUCAACACCAAGGGCAAGCAACUAACCGGCCGGGUGGUUUCCCAGCGCCAAGGUGCGGGCAAGGCCACUGAAGAUGACGAUGAGGAUGACGAGGAUGAAUUGCUCGAGAGCAUUCCUUUUGCGUGUAUCAUCUGCAAGAAUCCUUAUCGAGAACCCAUUAUCACCAAAUGCGGGCACUACUUUUGUGAAUCCUGUGCGCUGCAGCGAUAUCGGAAGACCCCAUCUUGUGCAGCCUGCGGCGAGGGGACUGGAGGUGUUUUCAACGUCGCGAAGAAGUUGAAUGCUUUGUUAAAUAAGAAACGAGAGCGGGCGCGCAAGAUGCGCGAGGAGGCGAUUGCGAAUGGGGAGGAAGUUAGCGAUGAGGAAGAGUGA
This is a messenger RNA of Penicillium soppii, 975 nucleotides long. RefSeq names its product U2-type spliceosomal complex subunit CWC24. Gene Ontology annotation, cellular component: U2-type spliceosomal complex. Gene Ontology annotation, biological process: snoRNA splicing. NCBI's taxonomy places the organism in Eukaryota, Fungi, Ascomycota, Eurotiomycetes, Eurotiales, Aspergillaceae. The transcript has 2 exons. Gene Ontology annotation, molecular function: metal ion binding. The record is from RefSeq and is a predicted model, not a curated record. The coding region runs from base 1 to 975 and encodes 324 amino acids.